CUUUGUCUUGCCUCUUCUUGAAAACAUGUACACGUAUUUAAUUAUAAAUGCAUAUAUAAAGAUCCUACCGACGAAAAAAUAAAAAGAUUGAAAACAUGACAUCUGCUUAUCGUCCAAGAGUUAUUGUGAAUGGAACAAGAAGAACAAGAACGUUCCAUUACUUCUAUUGUCGCCAUUGUAGCCGUACCAUUAGGCUAAGAAGCUUUGGUCUAUAUGGUCCCAUAUGUCCUUUCUGUUCUAGAGAGAUCAAUCUUCACGAUGAGCUUGACAUUAUGAGGCCAAGCCGACCUUAUUGGGAUAGUGAUACCGAUUGGAUCACUCUCCAUCUUAUCAACGAACCAAGAAGUAACCGGUUCAAUCAUGAUGAUCUAGUUUAUAAUACUGACGAGGAAUUCGCUGAUGUCAUGCCUAGUGUACAAAUCGGUCCACCACCAGCCUCGCAAUCCGCCAUCGAGGCUGUAAGGACGGUGAUAAUCACGGAUGAAGAUUUGGUGAAAGAGAAGGUUUGUGCGAUAUGCAAGGAGGAAUUUGAAGUUGGAGAGGAAGGAAAAGAAUUGAAAUGCUUGCAUUUGUACCAUUCAAGCUGCAUUGUGUCUUGGUUGAACAUUCACAACACUUGUCCCAUUUGUCGUUUUGAGGUUAACUUAGGUGUUUCCGAGAGUAACGUAGACGAAGGAGGGUCUUACAACAUCGACAAUGAUCGAUCAAAUCGGUUUCGGACUCGGGUUUGUUCUUUGUGGCCUCUCCGAAUGAUGAUUGAUUGGGUACAUAAUCUCAUAGAUAUAAGAAUAACAAACUCUUGACAAAAAAAAAUUAAAGAAUUGCAAACAAGAAUGUAUGAAACUAGGAAUAUUAUUGACUACAUAUUAAGUGUAUUAUGACUUAUGAGAGAGAGGAGAAGAAACACACAUCAAUAAGAAACGACAAAAAAAAACUACAUAAAGAGACAAAGAGGGUGAUCAUGAAAGGCUAGAAGCGUGUUUAUUUCAUGAAACAAAACUUUGGCAUUAACAAGACUAUAUUUGCAUUAAUUAUCUUUUAUUCAUUUGUAAGUUGUAACAACAUGUAAAUAAAAAAUCUUGGUAAUAAGGUUAGUCCUCUACUCUACUAGCUAGGGUUCCAUGAUCUCUCAUAGUCUCUGAAAACGCUUUGUCUCCCUUUCUUUGUUUCUUUCUCUCUCGUGAUCAUCGAACACAAUUUACUUAGGUAUGGUUUGAAUAGCCUCACCAACCCUUUUUAUUUGCCGGUUAUCUUAUUUUUGGCCUGAUUUUGUAA
Messenger RNA from Arabidopsis thaliana (thale cress), 1275 nucleotides. Its product is annotated as RING/U-box superfamily protein. The transcript has 2 exons. The record is from RefSeq and is marked reviewed. Gene Ontology annotation, molecular function: zinc ion binding; ubiquitin protein ligase activity. The coding region runs from base 96 to 803 and encodes 235 amino acids. Gene Ontology annotation, biological process: protein polyubiquitination. NCBI's taxonomy places the organism in Eukaryota, Viridiplantae, Streptophyta, Magnoliopsida, Brassicales, Brassicaceae.